CGUCACUGAGGCGCAAAAGUCACAUCACCACACACGUAACAAAACUGAUCUGGAUUGUUUACACACUUUCGAGACAUCUUGCAUGAACGCUGUCAGCCAACUGAGGAAAAAAUGGCUAAUAUAAAAUAAUAUAAUGUACACCCCCCAGAAAAUGAACUGCAGAAAGGCGAGCGCGUCAUGUCUGAGCACCAGUUGCGCGUGCAGCGAUCCCUUCAGAAGCUGACGGUGCCCGAGUGGUACCGGCAGUCGCAGGUGCCGCGCGAAGGGUUCCUCCUGAAGAAAAACAUCUCCAGGGAAACCCGAUGGACGGGCACCGCCACCACAGGCAGCAAAACCACAUCGCUCAGUAGUCUAGGUUCCAACACGCAGUCGCCGGUGGUGCUCAGCCCAACGCCUUGCAAUCAGCCUUUCGUCAGGUGGUCAACAUCGAAACUGAACUCAACGGCAUCUUCGCCGUGCGCGUCAACCAGGAGUAGUUUCAACACCAGACAACCGAAUGGCAGCAUAUCGCCGUCCUCCGUCAGGUCAAGCUUCAGCUACAGACAGCCUUAUUUGGGCUGGAGGUCGCAAGAAAGACUGAAUAGGCCGCGAACGCCUGCCGAAAGGUUGGCCAGUUCAUUGCUCAACAGCCAAAAUGCAGUAUCUCACCCGGUGCCUCCGCAACCCAGCCCCGAAAUCCAAACGUCGAUCAAGGAAGUGACGUCAGCUAUCGUGCACUACGUCAGCGGGUUACACCCGCCCAGCUCACAACAAGACUCAGAUGGGGGCAGCCCACGUGGCAGCACGAGCCGCCUGUGCUGGCUGGAGAGCAGUUUCGUGGGCAGCCGGCCGCCCGAUUCGCCGGAGACACCUGUGGCCAUCAACGAGACCACCACGGGGCCCCCUGCGGUUGUUCCUACCGCUAGUAGUGGGCUCAGGCUGGAGCUGCAGGCGCAUAAUGGUAAGUCACCCCUAAGGGCGUAACAACGAUUAAAUGAAAGAGAGACUAAGCUAGGGGGCGGUGGAAGAACGGGGAAAGGUUGGAUUUGGAAGCAACUCAAAAACUACUGGUACUUUUCUCUGCCUUUGUCGUAGUGCUAAGAAACUGGAAGUGAAAAUAUUGUGAAAACAUUUACAAAACACCUUUAUGGUCGCCAUUUUUCCAAUAGGGCGUGGCAAACGACAAAGUAAAAAUUCUAAAGGGCUACGUGAAAAUAAUACGUAUAUGGGCUCAGUAAUCUUCAGAUCUUUCCCAAAAUAUUUCAAGUAAAACCGAUCAAAGAAUCAAUGUACCCCCAUAAAAAUACUAAUUUUCUUUAAUUUUAAUAUAACUACUUUUACAGUAGAAAGAUCCGGAAGAAUAAUGAAUAAUUAAAAACUAUUUUUGGGUUCAUUUUUCCAAUAUGAUAAGAGGUGGAAAUUCUGAAAGAGCACGUCCAAUGCUAUUUUAUCUUAAAUCUUCAUCUUUCAGACGAGAAACUAAGGGCCGUAUCGUCAGUCGUUUCUACAACAAAAUGUAAGACGCCUUUAUGGCCUUCUUGAUUUUCAUAGUUUUUUACUGUUCCGUGUCAGCGCUCUAUUUUGAGAUUAUAUUGCAAAUAUUUAUUUACAUCAGAUUGUUCAUGCUUUUGAUUUAUAUCAUCUGUUAUAUUAGCCUGAAAUUUCCUACAACAAAAAGAAAAAGUAGUCUCAAAAUGGCGAGCGCGGACAGUAUAAAUCUUGGAAUUCCCCAGCCUUUCUGAAGAAGAGAAAACGAAAAUCAAGGAGGCCAUAAAGGCGUCCUACAAUAAUUGUAGGACACCUUUAUGGCCUUCUUGAUUUUUAAAGUAUUUUCUCUCCUACAGAAAGGCUGAGGUAUUUCUAGGUUUCUACUGUUCCGUGCAGCCCCAGCGAUUUCAUAUUGUGAGGCUAUGUUUUCUUUUUGAAUUGUAGGAAAUUUCAGGCUAUAUAACAUGAUAUAAAUCAAAAGCAUGAACAGUUUGAUGCAAAUGGGCAUUUGUAACAUAACCUCAAAAUAGAGCGCUGACAAGGAGGCAAUUAAGGCGUCCUACAAUUGUAGGAACGACUGACGAUAAGGCUUUGAGUAACUUUAAAAAAAAAACAUUAUUUUGAGUAGAAAAUAGGUUCUUGUGUAUUCGGUUCUUAAGACUCUUUGAUGCCUUACUCCGUCAUCUUUAAGUACGACAAAGAAAACUGACUAUGAGUAUCACGGUUAACAUCAUGGUACUAAUGUUUUAUUAUAAUUCAUGGCGUUCUUCAUAUUAUUCUUCUUUGUGUUACUGAGCGACUAAAUCCAACCUUUCCCUGCAAUGAGAAUUUUCAGUGUCACUCUAAAAAAAUGGUCCCAGUUCAAAACCUUAGGUGUAGAAUAUUUGCAGUUCGUUUUCCUUAAAAUGAACUUAAAGUGAUUAAGAGUUUUAUAUCAAUUUGUUACUUAGCUAUAGUAAAUACACACAUGUGAAAUGGAAACAGAAGAUACUGUAUUUCGUUGCAGUUACAAGAUUUUCACCGUCAAUAUUGGCGUUGAAAAUAAAUAAAAGUUUGGAACAUUAAUACAUACAGUAUGUUCACUGAGUCAAAGCAGUUAUGUCACAACGUCAAAUAAUGACAGUGACGCACAUGUUUGCCACAUUAAUUAAAACUAAUAGAUCCUAGGGCGUUUUACAAAAUCUAUGCCUGUGAUGCCUUACCAUCGAUGCUUCAAAGGACACCUCAAAUUUUUGAACAAAUCUGUUUCUAUAAAAUAACAAUGCGAAUACUGAGGCCAAAAGAACGAAAAUAAACUACAAACGGUCAAAUGUCACAACAUAGAAAAUUGUUACCAACAUAAAUGUACCCGGAAAUUUCAAACUGUACGUAUCAAUUUAGGAUCUAUUUUGCAUUAAGGUUGGCAUUCAAAUUUACUAAAUAUGCCGUAACUGCUUUGUUUCAGUGAAAGGACUGUAGUCACAUUACUUUUGAAUGUUUUGUUCAUUCUCAAAAUACAGUAUCUCUGUGAUAUUCAAGGCUCUGGACACAUCCUACUUCUUGCUUAAAUCUUUGUUAAUAAUAAUUCAUAAUGCAAGAUGUAACCCAAAGGAAUUGAAUCGGCCAUUCCAAAAACCCUAAUGAUCACGAUGUGAAUUUUUCGGAAAUCAAUAAAAACUGUGUCAUUCACAAAUAAACAAGUUGUUAGGACAAUAGGAAACAUACAGUAACAGUGUUUUUGGACUUUGAGACUAUUGACAGGGAUAAAUUACUUACAAAAUUGCAUCACUACGUAUUUAAAGGAUCUGUAUUCAAAAUUCUGUAAAACUACUUAAUUGACAGAAGUCAAAAUACCAAAAUUGGAUCUAUAUUAUCAAGCUCAAAAAGUAUUUCUGUUGGUAUACCACAAGGUAGUAAACUAGGUCCACUAUUAUUUAUUUUAUACAUUAAUGACAUUUGUAAUAUUUUAGAUUAUUGAAACAUUCAGAUAUUUGCAGAUGAUACAUUAAUAUACACAGAUGAAAAUAUAGAUACUGCUUUAAAAAUGCUAAAUUCUGACUUGCCAGAAUCAUAAAUUGGUUUUAUGUAAAUAAACUAAAAUUGAAUACCUCUAGAACAAAAUGUAUGCUGAUAGGGAAAGACCUAAAUGAAAAUACUAUCACAGUUAGGAUAAAUGAUGAAAUAAUUGAAAAUGUUAAAUCAAUUAAAUAUUUAGGUAUACAUACUGAAAGUUUGAGGAUCACUAUAAAUACAUUAGUUCAAGAAUUGACAAAAAACGAAUUACUUUUAUAGGUACAUAUUCCAAGAAAAUACACUACAUAGAAUUGAAUAAUCAUUACCACAAUUAUUUUACAAGAAGAAAUUUUUUAUUUACAAAAUUCCAAUAGUAAUAUAAUUAUCAAGUCACUAUUUCAGCAAGGAUUACUUGGAUUUAAUAAACUAAAUAAUGAUAUAAAGUCUACUUAUAAUUUAAAGGUGUUUAAAAGAACAUUAAAGGAAUAUUUCAUAGACAGUGAAAAUUCUUAGAGAUGCAAAUUUUGCUUUUUUCUAAAUAUUUGUGUUAUAUUACUUUUUUACUAGAAUUGCAGCAAUCAUGCUAAAUAAACAAACAAACUUGUUAUGAUUAUUCGAAGAAGAAGAAAUGUAUUGACUUACGUGGUUUAUAACCAGAAUAUGCAUCUACCCAGCGGUUUCAGUAAAAAGCAUAUUGAAAAAAAAUAUGACUUAGUUGAUUUUAAAAUGACCGAUUCACUUCUUUUCGAUAUUACAAGCGUCUAGCUCUUAAGACGCUGAGAUUCGUUUGAGCUACUUCAGGCAUACCAACUGAAUUAAGCAAGAAAUUCUACGGAAUUGACGUGUGUUUAGGUGCUAAAUGUGUAUUUUUUACAUCAUAUAUUAUUCAUAUAUUGACGGACGUGCAGUUUUUUUGCAAAAUUUCCUAGUCAGGUAGAAUAGUAUGAGAGUGGAAUGCUAGAAGACAGAGUGUUUUAAACAAGUCGGGUUUAAACAGUGCUCUCUUCUUCUGUAUUAAGUAUGUUUUUGCCUGGUGCUAUGUGCUAUGUAUAUGUCGAUAUCCCCCUUUUUUAUUUCUUUUUUAGCGGACAGUGUUAGGUUGAUGUGAACGUAGAAAGCUGCUUUUGUAGAACUCAGUCUAACCUAGUGACUUAGGACCGUAUCGUCAGUCAUUCCUACGGUUGUAGAACAUCCUUUAUGGCCUCCUUGAUUUUCAUAGUCUUUCCUCUCCUUCAGAAAGGCUGGGAUAUUUCUAGAUUACUACUGGCAGCGCUCUCCAUUGUGAGGCUAUGUUUUCUUUAUGUAUUCUAGAAAAUUUCAGGCAAUGUAACAGAUGAUAUAAAUCAAAAGCAUGAACAAUUUGAUGCAAAUAUAUUUGUAACAUAAACUCAAAAUAGAGCGUUGACACGGAAGAGUAGAAAACUAUCAAAAUCGAGGGGGCCAUGAAGGCGUCCUUGAUUUUUAUAGUCUUUUCUCUCCUUCACUUCAGAAAGGCUGGGGUAUUUCUAGAUGUCUACUGUUCUGUGUCAGCGUCAGCGCUCUCCUAUUGUGAGGCUGUUUCUUUUUGAAUUGCAAGACAUUUCAGGCCGAUAUAACAGAGGAUAUAAAUCAAAAACGACCUACAAUUGCCUUUAUGGCCUACUUGACUUUCAUAGUUUUCUACUGUUCCGUAUCAGCGCUUUAUUUUGAGGUUAUGUCACAAAUAUCUAUUUGCAUCAAAUUGUUCAUGAUUUUGAUUUGUAUAUAUUAUAUAUGACAGAUAAGAAUCAAGCAUGAACAAUUUUAUGCAAGUAGAUAUUUGUGACAUAACCUCAAAAUAGAGCGCUACCGAACAGUAGAAAUCUAGAAAUACCUCUACCUUUCUGAAGGACAGGAAAAACUAAUAAUCAAGCAGGCCAAAAAGGCGUCCUACAAUAAUUUUAGGAACGACUGACGAUUUUACUGAAAAUUUAGAUUCUACGACGAGAAUUGUCGUUGCACUGGUAUUAAAAUUGAUCUUUCUAAAGCGAAAGAUAUGUAUAAUUCAAAUUGAUUUUUCAGCGUUGAAAUCCAAGUUGCACAAAAUUAACAAGGAAGAAUGUAGUAUAAAGAUAAUAACAUAUAGUCAGAUAACUAAAUGGAAGAGAAUAAGGUAACGCGUCGUACGACACUGUAGCCGCAGUGUACUUUUUGCCAAGUUCGGGUUAUACAGAGACGUAUCCCAGAAUCGUUCCGAUUCGACCAGUCGCCAAUCACAAAGCAGUUCUAACGUGUCAAAAACCAACUGCGCAGGAUCAAAACUAGCGAGUCACUUAUUGACUUGGUUUUAAGCUACUUGAAGUAGUCUUGAAAUUACUUGAUAAUUUUUGUAGAGUAAGUUAUAAAUAAACAACGGAAAGACUUUGUGACAAGUUACAGCAAAAACAAUACAUAUUGAACAAAAUAAUUUUAUAACAAAAUAAAACACUGUAAACGUAAAUAGUAAAAAAAGCAUUUCUUCAUCAGCUGAUACACAAAAAAUUUCUUGCCAUCGAAACUAGAUUUAGGAAUACAUUUUCAUGUCUUUUCCGCCAGUCGCAAUCAUUUGCAUUAAAAGAAAAAAUGCGGUUCAUCGGUUAUACAAAUUAAUAAAUAUCACUGAAGACGUUUGGUACAAUAAAGAUAUAAUUCGCCAUCAAGUAUCAAGCAGUUUGAAAAUGCUUAACCUAAAGUCAAGUAAAGCAAUAAAAAAAUCAAGUUAAGGUAAGCAUUAAUGUUUCAAGUAAUAUUAUUGUAAAGUAAUUUAUAAAUAUAUCAAGCUACUUGACUUGAUGAAUUCCUAAUCAGAACUGCACGGGUAUUACGUAUCUUAAAAAGUGGCAUUAUGGCGAUUUUUUUGACAUUAUAUUGGUAUUUAAUAUGUAUAUAUUUAUAAUAUUUAAUAUUUAAUACACACAAUCGUCCAAAUACGAUCUUGCUAUUCAACGAACUUUCUUCUCAGUGAUGAAAACUACAGACUACUCGGCUUUACGAAACAUAUGCAACCAACAAUGCGUGUAGUUGAACCAUUCUUCCAUAGAUGGACGCUCAUAACGAUCCUAAUGAGCUAACGUGGAAUGACUGUUUACACCCUAAAAACUAUCUAGUCUGCAAGAUGACAUUUUUAUGUUUUUUGACGUUUUAUAAGAUUUUUACGUAAUACCCGUGCGUUUCUGCGAUAGUAUGUAAAACACGAACAAGGCUAAUGACACACUGCGUACUGUGACUUAUGCUACUCUCUUCCAUUUUGCUACUUAUCUUUCAUCACUGCCAAUUUGACCUCAUCAAUACUUUGCAUGUUCAAUUACGAUAUUGUGUGGCCAUAAUGUAUGCUGGUACUACUAUGUAGUUAUAUCAAACUACAAUACAAUUUGCCAACACAGGAAUUCAUACAGUAUCCCCGAACUUAAUGAAUAGAUGUUAGACUGAGCUCUACGAAGUAAGGGUGCUUCCUUGUCACCACAUAGUUUACGUUUAAAUGUAAAUUGUGAUGGUUUUGAUGUUGCCUGAGAUGGUUCAAUUUUUAGACACUUUGCGAACACAUACUGUUGUUUAGGAUGGAACUGUGUAAGAAUAGAUAUUGAUGAUAUGUUCAUUGACAAAAAAUCAAGAUGAUUGAUAUACUCCCUAUUAGACUUGUUGACAAAUAAUUUUUAUACCAAAACUAAACUUGCACGGUACCACUUUACACAACUCAACGAAGCGACUUUUCCCUUUUUAUGCCCUCCGCAAAACCAUUUUGAGGAUUUUAAGUUUUUAUGUUGUGUCAUUUUAUAUUUUAUCUAAUAGUUCGUCCGAAAUUUUCGCUAGUAUAAUCACUUCUUUUCAAUGGUUUUGUGAAGUUGGUUUUUAUUUAUUUCUUUAUUCAUAUAUUUAUUUCUGAGAAGGAAUCAAAAAUUGUAAUUAUGAUUUGCGAGGUCAGAUGGGAAAAUUGAGAAUAUAUGAAGAAUGGUUAUCGAAUAUAGCGAAAUUUCAACUUUAGUACAUCAGAGUAUUCUUAAAGUUGAGUUUGCAGUAUAAAAUUUUGUAAUGAAUUGAAAUCAUAUAGAAAAAAACUGACUAAUACAUUGAAUCGGAUAGAAUAAUCAGAAUGAUAUGUAUAAAUAUGCUGCUGUAAUUUUUCAUAUUUGACCUCAUCAAUAUUAUAUUUAUUACUGGAGAAGAAUAAAGGCGUCAUAUAUAUUAUUUACGAUAUGUUAGAGUGCUAAUUUUGAUUAUUAACUAUUAUGUUUGUACAGAUUUUAACUAUUAAUCGAUUAAUAUUAGAGGUUAUCACAAUACCUUUAGGUGCAAUUUUUGUACUACGAAUUUCCCAAGAAAUAUGUUUAUAGUAAUAUUAUAUGAAUUUCGACUUUAUCAUCUAUCAUAAUCUAGGACUAGGUGCAUGUGUGUAUAAAUCACGAAAUUUUUCAUCAAUAAAUUUGUUUUAUUUUUUUCA
Molecule: messenger RNA, 7894 nt
Organism: Acanthoscelides obtectus
Lineage: Eukaryota; Metazoa; Arthropoda; Insecta; Coleoptera; Chrysomelidae
Source: the annotation of a GenBank genome assembly